Polychytrium aggregatum is the source of this 1857-nucleotide messenger RNA. RefSeq lists its product as uncharacterized. Gene Ontology annotation, molecular function: protein binding. The transcript has 5 exons. Bases 10 to 1395 code for a protein of 461 amino acids. The record is from RefSeq and is a predicted model, not a curated record. NCBI's taxonomy places the organism in Eukaryota, Fungi, Chytridiomycota, Chytridiomycetes, Polychytriales.
CUCGCAGGAAUGUCGGGCAAGGAGCGGCGUCUCGCCCAGCGCAGAAUCCUGGCCGAAGACCCCGAAUGGAACCUGUCGCCCGUCCCAAAGCUCAGCGAUUUGUGCAUCAAGGCAAUCGUGACCAACUUUGAGAAGAGGCCCAUCAUCAACGGAAUCCCGUCCAAACAUCGCGAACGGGUCCUAUCGUCCAUCUCGACCGAGCUGCCGCUUACGAUCGUGACGCCGCUGAUCCCCGAGCAGCUGUAUUGGAAGCGGCGCGCCGUUGCCAACUUCAAAAACUGCGAUCCCAAGCAGCACGGGGGCUCGUGGAAACAGCUCUUUUGCGAGCUUCAUCUCCAGACAAUUAUCGAGUCGUACUCACCAAAGAAAGGCCGGGGCAGCGAUGAGUGGGAUGUCUUCCUGGCCACCGUCCGGCUCCUAUCGCCAUGCAUCAACAAACUCGUCAUCAAGCAGCUCAGACCCACGGAGCCAGCGGAAGGAACUGUCGUCAAAGCCACGGAUCCACCUCCUGACCACCUGGAUCUCCAGACAAUGGUGUCGAGUCUGCCGCAACUGCGCGACCUGAGCAUCUACUAUGGGAUUCGGGACUGCAACAUCGAUUUCAACUGGUCGUUCUUUGGCAUGACCCUCAAUGACUGCGUCUUGCUGACCAACGUCCUCAAGGCCAAUAACACCCUGACCUCGCUCAGGAUCCAGAGCAGCUCUGUCGAUGACGAUCGAUGCAGGCUGAUCUCGAAUGCACUCCUGACCAACAAGGCUCUGAAAACGCUCGAUCUUUCGCACAACAAGAUCGGGGACAGCGGUGCCCGAGCACUCGCCAAAGUGUUAUCCGUGCAAACGACCGUCCUGGCUGACCUCAAUCUCUCGAACAACAAGGUUGGCCGGCAGGGCGCCUACUGUCUGGGCAAGGCACUCGCCACUAACAAGACGCUGCAGCAUCUGAGGCUACGGAUGAACUACAUCGGAGACACAGGCGGUGCCCAGCUCUGCGGCGAGCUGCGAAAGAACGACACCCUCGUCAGCGUCGACCUAUGCGGCAACAACCUCGGCGCCGAGACCGUCCGUGCCCUUUGCGCCCUUUUGGAGAAAAACGGGAGGCAGUUGGCGUCUCUGGAUUUAUCCUGCAAUAAGCUCGGCCUGUUUCCAUCGGCCACGACCAUCUUUGCAGCUUCGGCGGCACCCGCUGUUGCCUCGGCUGCUGCGGCUGGGACCAGCGCUCCGGGAAACUUUGGAGACGACGCCAAGAAGGAAGUCGAUACCGCGGGCAAAGCGCUCUUUGAAGCCAUUAGCCAAAACAAGUACGUCACCUUCUUUGAUAUCCGCGUCACGGACCUUUCACAGGAGUACUCUGUGGCGAUCCAAGGCAUCAUUGCCGAGAACAUGCAGGCUCUCUGAGGACAACCUGGCGGCGACUCUACUGCCAAGGGCAAGGGGCGCCGAGUUGAAGUGGGCGGCAACGAUGCAAGCGUGGCGAGUUGCAAUCGAUCUUCUUCGCAUCUCCGGAGAGCCAGGGCUCCAUCACACAUCCGAAGGCGCCUGCAGUAUCCACGGAGCGGCCCAUGGCCAAGAGAAGGUGCUUGGCGAUCCUCGCGGUCCUCCUGGGGAAAGGGCGAGGAGGGCCAUGUACUCUGAUUAUAUCGCCACGGCAGGUUUCCUCCGGCAUUUUUCAGCACAGUGGUUGAAUGCGUGAUAAAGCCGUGGUGAGCACAUCGCUCCAUAUCGGAAUAUAUUGAGUUGCUGGCUAUCUAUAUCAUGAAGCAUGCACUUCAGAGUGACGCCGACGCGGGGAUCGCUGCUUGCUGUCUGUCGCUCAAAUGAGUUUCUAAAGCAAUGAGCCAGCCGAUUGAAUGGCGUAUG